AAUACUAAAAUUGGAGACCUCUCAUUUAUCUGUGAUUAUCUUUCUUUACAUAUUUUGUGCCUUAUACUGAAUAAUAAAGAGUCAAAUUUGGGUAUUUCUGUUCUAAGCUAUAUUGAAAUUUAGUAUCGAUGAUGAAAACUAUUGAAAAUGGUUUCAGUAAAUUAGAAAUUAAGCAAUUUCCUAAUCGUUUACAGUUAGCGGCCAUUUUGAUAUUCAACACAAGAAUUGUGUGUGAUUCUACAUAGUAGUGGUGUACUGUAGAUUCAUUUACAAGAAAAGAACUGUCGUUCUUUUUAACAUUAGUAUAGCGAAUAAUGGAUAAAAUACAACGACAUUUGAAAGAAAAAAAAGAAGGAAAAAUUACUCCCAACGUUUCGGCGGAAUGCGUAAGAGUAACAGGCGAAUCCAAUGGUAUAACCGCGAUCACCGACGACGCCGCUAAUGUUCUCGCUGAAGACGUCACAUUUAGGUUGAAACAACUAAUUCAGGAAGCAGAGAAAUUUGCCAGACACAGCAAACGACAAAAGAUUGAUACUUCUGAUUUCACCGAAGCUCUCAUCAAUUUUAACGUUGAGCCCUUAUAUGGCUUCCAUAGUCAAGAUUUUAUCCCAUUUCGUUUUGCUUCUGGAGGAGGACGUGAAUUACACUUCGUUGAAGAAAAAGAGGUUGAGUUAUCCGAAAUUACCUCGCAAAAUAUCUCAGGAAAAACACCUCUAGAUGUUUGUGUGAAAGCUCACUGGUUGGCCAUAGAAGGUGUUCAGCCGUCGAUUCCAGAGAAUCCUCCACCUGUGGAUAAAGAAACUCAAAAGCAGGAAAGCGUUGACCCAUCAACAAACAAUAAACAAACCAUGGUGGAUAAACCACCAGCAGAUGUAACUAAAAUGAGAAGACGUGCCUUGAGAGUAACAGAAACCGUUCACAUGAAAGAAUGUGUACAACACGAACUAUCUGUUGAACAACAACUUUAUUAUAAGGAAAUUACAGAAGCUUGUGUAGGAUCCGACGAAAAUCGAAGAACAGAGGCUCUAAAUAGUUUAUCUGUUGACACUGGUUUACAUCAAAUGUUGCCAAGAUUCUGUAAUUUCAUUUCCGAGGGUGUCAAAGUAAACGUAUGUCAAAAAAAUUUAGCCUUGUUAAUUUACCUUAUGCGAAUGGUCAAAUCUUUGUUAGAAAAUCCAACUUUAUAUUUGCAAAACUAUCUUCAUCAAAUUGUUCCUGCGGUUGCUACUUGCAUAGUCAGUAAACAAUUAUGUUUGCGGCCUGAUGUUGAUAAUCAUUGGGCCUUGAGAGAUUUUGCAUCAAGGCUUAUGGGCACAUUAUGCAAACAAUUUAGUACUAAUACAAACGGAAUUCAAACUCGCGUCACCCGUUUGCUUACAUCCGCUCUAUUAGAUAAAACCACACCGCUUGCGUCUCAUUAUGGAGCUCUUACAGCUCUUGGGGAGCUUGGACCAGAAGUAGUGGAGACCUUUGUAAUACCCUUGGUUCACGAUGAAGGACAAAGAGUUAAAUCUGUUCUCGACAAUUCAGUUACAAUGGCAAAUGCAUUUAAUACUACCGAGAAAAAUUCAGCUGAUAGGGUCAAAACUGCUAUUUUAAAAAUUAUUCCUCCUAUUCUAAAGAAUAUUAGACCAGAGACUGACAAACAGGAGGACUACGUAAAUGAAUAUGGAUACUAUGGCUCAAUUUUAUUCAAUGCUGUCACCAAACUACGCGAAACACCAGUAACAACAGCAUCUAGUUCUAUUGGCAUAAUAAAAACUACGACCUCAUCAGUUUCCAACUGUAAAAAUCAAGUUCCAUUCCAAAUUCAAACAGUGUCGCAAACCAGACCAAAUCAGAAACUCUACAUUGUAGGCGGUUCAGGUUCAAGUACACCGUCCACCCCGACGACUCCAAAUGUCAGAGGACCAAAUCCAAAUAUGCAAAAGCUGAUUGUGGUGACAACCCCUAGUUCUUUACCAUAA
This is a messenger RNA of Dimorphilus gyrociliatus, 1967 nucleotides long. The record is from the annotation of a GenBank genome assembly. NCBI's taxonomy places the organism in Eukaryota, Metazoa, Annelida, Polychaeta, Dinophilidae.